CUCCAUGGCCAACCCCUCCAAACCUUUCCUCACCUUUCCGCCGUCUUUCUCUUUCGCUGCUCCGAAACUUUGACAGCACCCCCCGUGCCCUGCUGCUCAUUGACGACGGUUGAGCCGGCUUUUUUUUCUCUUCUGUUUCGCAGUCCUUGACCUUUGACCAGCGUUGUUUUCUUCGGCUGUCGGCAACGCUGCUGCGGCCUUAUUGAUGAAUCACCUCGACUCCGCCCCGCCAUUUCGACUCUUGUGAUCCUCCCGCCUCGACGGGCACAGCGCCGCUGAGAGAGCGAUUGUAAACCGACGUUCAUCGUCGCCUCUCUCUCGCUCCUCCCCGCCUCUCGUCCAUGACACAAGUCGGCACUCGACCCCGAAUCCUUUAGACCCCGGCCCCGCACAUCGCCUGUCGAGCAUCAACUAGUCGUCCUGCCCACCAUGCACAUCAAGGAUAUGCUCGCCGAGGCGGAGAAGGGCGCCCAGCCGUCCUUCUCUUUCGAGUACUUUCCGCCCAAGACGGCUCAAGGCGUCCAAAACCUUUACGAACGCAUUGAUCGCAUGUAUAACUUCGGUCCCAAGUUCAUCGACAUAACAUGGGGCGCAGGUGGCCGCAUCGCUGAGCUGACCUGCGAGAUGGUCCUUCAGGCGCAGUCUGUCUACGGUCUCGAGACCUGCAUGCACCUCACGUGCACCGACAUGGGCCUUGAAAAGGUCAACGACGCCCUCAGCAGGGCCUACAAGGCUGGCUGCACCAACAUCCUUGCCCUUCGCGGUGACCCCCCUCGAGACCAAGACAAGUGGACCGCCACCGAAGGCGGCUUCCAGUACGCCCGCGACCUCGUCAAGCAUAUUCGAGCCACCUACGGCAACCAUUUCGACAUUGGCGUCGCUGGUUACCCCGAGGGUUGCGACGACAACAAGAACGAGGAGGAGCUUCUCGAUCAUCUCAAGGAAAAGGUCGACAUGGGCGCCUCUUUCAUCGUCACUCAGAUGUUCUACGACGCCGACAACUUCAUCCGCUGGGUCGGCAAGGUUCGCGAGCGUGGAAUAACCAUCCCUAUCUUGCCCGGAAUCAUGCCCAUCGCCACCUACGCCAGCUUCCUGCGGAGAGCAAACCACAUGCAGUGCAAGGUCCCACCAGAGUGGAUGAGCGUCCUCGAGCCCGUUAAGAACGAUGAUGUCGCUGUUCGUGAGAUAGGAAAGUCACUAGUUGCCGAGAUGUGCCGCAAGUUACUCGCCAAUGGGAUCCAUCAUCUACACUUCUAUACCAUGAACCUCGCCCAAGCCACCCGCAUGGUUUUGGAGGAGCUCAACUGGGCGCCUAGUGCCGAGCGUCCCCUGCAACAUGCUCUGCCUUGGAAGCAGUCAAAGGCCCUGGGCCGCCGCGACGAGGACGUCCGCCCCAUCUUCUGGCGAAACCGGAACAAGUCGUACGUUCUCCGUACGCAGGAUUGGGAUGAGUUUCCCAACGGCCGCUGGGGCGACUCUCGCUCUCCCGCUUUCGGAGAGCUGGAUGCGUAUGGCAUUGGCUUGACGGGCACCAACGAGGCCAACCGCAAGAAAUGGGGCGAGCCCAAGACGGUGCGGGACAUUGCCAACACCUUCGUCAAGUAUCUCGAUCAGGAGAUCGAUUCGCUUCCCUGGAGCGAAUCACCGCUCACGGGCGAAGCGGACGCCAUCAGGGCGGAUCUUGUUGCCCUCAACAAGCGAGGACUCCUGACCAUCAACUCGCAGCCUGCCGUUGACGGCGUCAAGUCCUCGCAUCCAGUACAUGGCUGGGGACCUUCCAACGGCUACGUUUAUCAGAAGGCAUACCUUGAAUUGUUGGUGCCGCCGACCGUCCUCGACCAAAUGAUUGCUCACAUCGACUCGAUACCCACACUGUCCUACUAUGCAGUCACCAAGGAUGGCGAGCUCAAGACAAACGCGCCUUCCGACGGCCCGAACGCCGUCACGUGGGGAGUGUUUCCUGGCAAGGAAAUCGUUCAGCCCACCAUUGUCGAGAGCGUGAGCUUUUUGGCCUGGAGAGACGAGGCCUUCCGUUUGGGCACUGACUGGGCGCACUGCUUCGACUCCAACACUCCGAGCAGAGCACUCCUUGACAAGAUAAUGAAUGAGUGGUAUCUUGUCAAUGUUGUGAACAAUGACUUCCACGAGAACCACACCAUCUUUGAGCUCUUCAAGGAUCUUGAGGUCGAGGGUCUGGACGAGGCGCAGGCUGCCUAAGCCCAGACAACACCGCCUCAUGAUUACAGUUUCAGGAAGCCGCACCGCCCCAACGCAGGGCUUUCUUGAUCGACCGCAGUCGUGGUCUGAAACCGCAUCAACUAGGUUUCUCCUUUAGGCCUAAGGCCAUUUCGAUUUUACCUUUUUACUACUUCGAGCAUCAAUCGGGCGGCGUUGGCACACACUGAGUACGGACAGGCGGGGGGGCACACGGCGCUACUUUUUCAACAAAAAGUUGCACAAUUGAUGAAGGGGGACACGAAUCUACCACGACUAGACUACUUCCCCACACGCGCCACGACUAUUACGCGCCGCUAAGGAGUGUUUGAUUCCUUGGCGCGCUUCGAAUUUUGUUUUCUUGCGGAUGCAUAACUCAUAUCUCAACGAUACCCCGCCUACGGACAGCCAUGUGUUUAGACAGAGAGAUGUGUGAAGCGCCGUGGAGCCGGCUGAUAAACAACGAAUGAAAAGUGGAGAGACUGGAGGGAAAACUAAAUAUUACAUUUAUUGGCAGCCGUGGAAUAUGCUGUUUUGAAUAUACGCCAUGGCACUGGAACAAGCAAUGGUCUGGCCGAACGAGUAUUUUGGUGUACAUACUAUUCUGUACUCAUCCAUGCCCUGGGGAGGUAGCAACUGGCGUCGCAUAUCCGAGACGUUGCAUGACUGGGACUUCGCUGUCGUGGCCGAGCAUCACCGUAGACUGAGCGAGCCCGCGAAGGUGUUCAUCACGUCCAUGUUAUGCGCGCCCACCUCGCUCGAAGCCAAGGAUAGGAUCACCU
Messenger RNA from Purpureocillium takamizusanense, 2996 nucleotides. RefSeq names its product Methylenetetrahydrofolate reductase (NAD(P)H) (gene MET13). Gene Ontology annotation, biological process: tetrahydrofolate interconversion. Gene Ontology annotation, cellular component: cytosol. The coding region runs from base 430 to 2217 and encodes 595 amino acids. The record is from RefSeq and is a predicted model, not a curated record. Lineage: Eukaryota; Fungi; Ascomycota; Sordariomycetes; Hypocreales; Ophiocordycipitaceae. The transcript has 2 exons. Gene Ontology annotation, molecular function: methylenetetrahydrofolate reductase [NAD(P)H] activity; FAD binding.